Messenger RNA from Echinops telfairi (small Madagascar hedgehog), 930 nucleotides. Its product is annotated as olfactory receptor 4P4-like. Gene Ontology annotation, biological process: G protein-coupled receptor signaling pathway. NCBI's taxonomy places the organism in Eukaryota, Metazoa, Chordata, Mammalia, Afrosoricida, Tenrecidae. Gene Ontology annotation, cellular component: membrane. Gene Ontology annotation, molecular function: olfactory receptor activity; G protein-coupled receptor activity. The record is from RefSeq and is a predicted model, not a curated record. The coding region runs from base 1 to 930 and encodes 309 amino acids. The transcript has a single exon.
AUGGAGCAUAGGAAUAAUGUCACCGUGUUUAUCCUCUUGGGCCUUUCUCCAAACAAGAACAUUGAAAUUCUCUGCUUUGUAUUAUUCUUAUUUUGUUACAUUGCUAUUUGGAUAGGAAACUUGAUUAUAAUGCUUUCUAUCACAUGCAGUCAUCUAUUGAACCAACCCAUGUAUUUCCUCCUAAAUUCCCUCUCUCUCUCUGACCUUUGCUACACAUCUACAGUGACACCUAAACUAAUGACUGAUCUCCUGGCUGAGAAGAAGACCAUUUCCUAUAAUAAUUGCAUGGCACAACUUUUUAUCAUACACUUCCUUGGUGGUAUUGAGAUCUUCAUCCUCACAGGGAUGGCCUAUGACCGCUACGUGGCCAUCUGCAAGCCCCUGCACUACACCAUCAUCAUGAGCAGGCAGAAGUGUCACACAAUUGUCAUAGCUUGUUGUACGGGGGGAUUUCUACACUCGGCCACUCAAUUUCUUCUCACCAUCUUCUUACCCUUCUGUGGGCCGAAUGAGAUAGACCACUACUUCUGUGAUGUGUAUCCUUUGCUGAAACUGGCUUGCAUCAAUACGUACAGAAUUGGUUUAUUGGUAAUUGCCAAUUCAGGCCUGCUUGCUUUGAUAACUUUCAUAAUUUUGAUGGUGUCUUAUGUUCUGAUAUUAUAUACCCUUAGGGUUUAUCCUGCUGAAAGCCGCAGGAAAGCACUUUCUACCUGCAGUUCGCACAUAAUGGUUGUGGUUCUGUUCUUUGUGCCCGUCCUCUUCAUUUACAUUAGGCCGGCUGUAACUUUUCCAGAAGAUAAAGUGUUUGCGCUUUUCUACACCAUUGUUGCUCCCAUGUUCAACCCUCUGAUCUACACACUGAGAAAUAUGGAGAUGCAGAAUGCCAUGAGGAAGAUAUGGUAUCAUCAGUUGUUUGGGGGAGGAAGGUAG